Molecule: messenger RNA, 555 nt
Organism: Lachancea meyersii CBS 8951
Lineage: Eukaryota; Fungi; Ascomycota; Saccharomycetes; Saccharomycetales; Saccharomycetaceae
Source: the annotation of a GenBank genome assembly
AUGGAUUCUGUAGCUCAGGAACUAAAAUCAGCUCUUCACCAGUACCCAAACUUCCCCAGCAAGGGUAUUCUUUUCGAAGAUUUCCUGCCCAUUUUCCGUUCCCCACAGCUGUUCGGGAAGUUGGUGAAGGCAUUUAAAGAGCACUUUGAAACCAAGUUCAAAGACACCAAAAUCGAUUACAUCGUUGCUCUUGAGGCGCGUGGUUUCUUGUUUGCGCCUGCGGUGGCUUUGGAGAUCGGCGCUGGGUUCGUGCCCGUGAGAAAGCAAGGCAAGCUGCCUGGCGAGUGUUUACACGCCACAUACACCAAGGAGUAUGGUGAGGACGUGUUCGACAUUCAGACCGAGUCGAUUCCUGAGGGAUCGAACGUUGUGAUCAUGGACGACAUCAUCGCCACUGGAGGAUCUGCCAUGGCCGCCGGUGAAUUGGUCGAAAAGCUAGGUGCUAACAUUCUGGAGUUCGCUUUUUUCAUGGAACUCGACUUUUUGAAGGGCCGUGAAAAGCUGCAAGCGCCUGUGUUCACGCUACUGACCGGCCAAGAGCACGCGCUGCAGUGA